AUGUCUGAACCCAACACCAUCCCACUCGUCACAUACCCGAACCCGGACGCGUUCGGCCUCAAAGGUCGCUUCGAUCGACUCGGCACGGCGCUGAGCCGACCCGCACCUCCGCACAACGCGCAGAUGGCAGGACAAGGCGUCCACGCCCACGCGAACAACGGAGAACGAACGAACCGUUCCGUCCUCAAGAAAAUCUGGGGUCCCAUUAAGGGAUGCCUUUGCUGCUGGAAUGGUGGGGCGUAG
Molecule: messenger RNA, 243 nt
Organism: Peniophora sp. CBMAI 1063
Lineage: Eukaryota; Fungi; Basidiomycota; Agaricomycetes; Russulales; Peniophoraceae
Source: the annotation of a GenBank genome assembly